Molecule: messenger RNA, 429 nt
Organism: Monosiga brevicollis MX1
Lineage: Eukaryota; Choanoflagellata; Craspedida; Salpingoecidae
Exons: 2
Coding region: 1-429 (142 amino acids)
Source: RefSeq, a predicted model, not a curated record
AUGAAAGUACUGGCAGUCGCCCUGGCCCUCCUGGCCCUGCUGGCUCUCAGCCUUGCCGACGUGGACCUUGACCAAUGGCAAUACGACGAGCCCGCCUGCCGCCGCGCUUGCCGCACGGCAUUCAAGAACGGCGAGCUCACUCGCCUCGACCGCGACUUGUGCAAGGCCAAGUGUGAGGUCAAGUCAUGCCGCAAAAACUUUUGCACCACUCUUUCUGCCAAGCCUCAGCGCCUGGCCUGCCGCGAGGGCUGCAACAACGGCUACAAGCUUGCCAAAAUUGGAUACACCUGCGAGGCCGAGUGCAAGACCGUCUUCAGCGAUGUCGAUGAGCUCGUCACCUGCCGUCAAACCUGCGAGCAGAACAAGGUGGACGCUCGCUUUCCAGAGCUCAACGAUGAGUCGGAGCAAGUGAUGGACAACGUCUACUGA